This is a messenger RNA of Microdochium trichocladiopsis, 1330 nucleotides long. RefSeq names its product oxidoreductase-like protein. The record is from RefSeq and is a predicted model, not a curated record. The coding region runs from base 114 to 1130 and encodes 338 amino acids. Gene Ontology annotation, cellular component: mitochondrion. Lineage: Eukaryota; Fungi; Ascomycota; Sordariomycetes; Xylariales; Microdochiaceae. The transcript has a single exon.
CUUCUCACCACCGCCACCACCACCAAGCAGAGAGGUGACCUCGCCGGCCGACAGCGCACGCCCGCCUGAAUACGCUGCAAAUUCCCUUGUGAAAUCUUAGCAUAACUGCGAAGAUGGCCUUUACAGCUCGACCAAUCCUGCGGGCCGCUGCCCGCCCGGUUCGUGGUCUGCACCAGGCCCGUCACGCACAACAGGGCUUCUUCUCCACCACGACGUCCCAGCAGAAGCUGCCUGGCGGCACUCCUGGCGAAACGAAGGACCCAAGCGAGCAGAAGACGCCUCUCGGCCCCUACUACGAGUCGAUGCUCAUCGACCCCCAGCCGAUUCCCAAGACCAAGCCUGAGGCGCCCCCAGCCUCUUCGCCCAACGCCCCUCGCUCCACCUCGACAUCCUCUUCGUCAGCGACCGGCAAGGCCAAAGCAGACGCUUCCAAGAAGACUACCACAGAGGCAGGUCGACUUCCUACAGACCCAGACCCCGUACCAGCACCGCCAUCUCCAAUACAGCCACCACUCUCUGCUUCUGCUCCUCCCGCUGCUUCUUCCUCCUCCUCCUCCACCACUGCUGCGAGCGAGCCUUCUCUUUCUUCCAAACCCUCCUCGCCAAUCACGUUCGGCACAAAACUAGGCGGUCCCGCUAACGAGGCCGCCCGCGCAGAGCGCCUGAAAGCCCUGCGGCUCAGCCAGGGCACGCUGAUAGCCGGUAUUCGCGUGCCCCCGCGGCCCGAUGAGCCGGACAACUGCUGCAUGAGCGGUUGCGUCAACUGUGUGUGGGAUCGUUAUAGAGACGACAUGGAGGAGUGGGCGGCGAUAUCGAUGCGGGCAGAGGCCGCGCUGCAGGCACAGCGGAGCCAGGGCGCGCCCAGCGAGCUUGGCAAAGUCAGCGCGGUCAAGGGGAUGCCUUCUGUCAGCAGAGUUGGCGAGGCGGUCAGCAUGGACGACGACGGAGGUGGCUCUGACACCAACUGGGUCGACCCUCUGGCUGGUGCCAAGGCAGGCGAUUCCAAGCUCGCUAAGGACUUUUGGGACGACGAGCUUUACAAGAACGUGCCUGUGGGGAUCAGGGAGUUUAUGAAGCAGGAGAAGAGGUUAAAAGAGAAGCAUGCGCGGGAAGGCACUCGUGGUGGUUAGCUAGCGUACGUGAGCAAUUAUAAUCACUGAACCGCGAAUCCUCCAAAGCCCGGAGUGACCAGUCUCCAACGUGCCAAGCGUUGUCCACAGCAACAAGGCUAGUCUUAAGCGUUCAUGGAGGACCGAGGUAUUAUAUCAUAUGAUGUGUAUUGGAAAGCAGACGACCUCUAUAGUGUGUAUAUCUCAUAUCCUCGUCGCCA